Molecule: messenger RNA, 2254 nt
Organism: Striga asiatica
Lineage: Eukaryota; Viridiplantae; Streptophyta; Magnoliopsida; Lamiales; Orobanchaceae
Source: the annotation of a GenBank genome assembly
AUGGACGGCCCAUGUACAGUAUACCACCUCAUACCCAGGCCCAUUUUUCAUCAGUCGCAAUAAAUGAAAAUUAAAAUAAGUAAACGACGAUGCCCUAGAGUAUAAAACCGAAGCAAACGCUAAAGAGAGACCUCAGUUGCUGGCAGUAUUUUGACAGUUGAGAGACAUUUUCUUAGGUUGAAGAGAAGCAAGAAUGUUGCUCCUGUUUGAAACUCCGGCUGGCUUUGCUCUUUUCAAAGUCUUGGAUGAAGGAAAGCUCUCCAAAAUCGAGGACCUCGGGAAAGACUUUUCGACCCCGGACUCCGCCAGACAGGUUGUCAAGCUGAAAGCUUUUUCGAAGUUUGAGAAUACGUCUGAGGCUUUAUCUGCUGCUACCUUAUUAAUCGAUAGUAAGCCUAGCAAAGGUCUCCGAAAAUUCUUGGGCAGCCAUUGUGAUGGUGACAUUUUAGCUGUUGCGGACUCCAAGCUUGGAAACAUAAUCAAAGACAAGCUGCAAAUUGAAUGUGUUCACAACAAUGCUGUCAUGGAACUCAUGAGGGGAGUGAGGAGUCAAUUGUCUGAACUUAUAUCUGGCUUAGCUUCUCAAGAUUUGGCACCGAUGAGCCUGGGUUUAUCUCACAGCUUAUCAAGAUACAAAUUGAAGUUCAGUCCAGACAAGGUUGAUACCAUGAUCAUACAAGCUAUAAGCUUGUUGGAUGAUCUUGACAAGGAGCUGAAUACAUAUGCAAUGAGGGUAAGGGAAUGGUACGGAUGGCAUUUUCCUGAACUUGCAAAGAUCGUACAAGACAAUAUCAUGUAUGCUAAGACUGUGAAGUUGAUGGGUAAUCGAACAAAUGCUGCCAAGCUUGAUUUUUCAGAGGUGCUUCCGGAAGAGUUAGAGGCAGAAUUGAAAGAGGCAGCCAUGAUCUCCAUGGGAACCGAAGUUAGCGAACUUGAUCUGGAGAACAUCAAAGACUUGUGCAACCAAGUUCUUUCCCUCUCAGAAUACAGAGCACAACUCUAUGACUACUUGAAGAGCAGAAUGAACACAAUUGCCCCAAAUCUAACUGCCCUUGUUGGUGAACUCGUUGGUGCUCGACUAAUAGCCCAUGGAGGCAGCUUAUUGAAUUUGGCCAAGCAGCCUGGAAGCACUGUCCAGAUACUUGGUGCUGAGAAGGCUCUUUUCAGAGCACUCAAGACAAAGCAUGCUACACCAAAAUAUGGACUCAUAUAUCACGCGUCUUUAAUAGGUCAGGCAGCACCAAAGCACAAGGGUAAAAUUUCACGGUCUUUGGCUGCAAAAGCUGCUCUGGCAAUUAGAUGUGAUGCACUUGGUGAUGGUGAGGAUAAUUCCAUGGGCUUGGAGAACAGAGCCAAGCUUGAGGCAAGACUGAGAAGCUUAGAAGGCAAAGAACUAAGCCGUUCUGCAGGGUCUGCUAAAGGCAAACCGAAGAUUGAGUUUUACGACAAGGACAGGAAGAAGGGAUCUGGGGGAUUGAUUACUCCAGCCAAGACUUACAAUCCAACUGCGGAUGCAAUUUUAGGACUAACAGAAUCUCUUUCGAAAGAAAACAAGGAUGAUGGGGCUGUGGCCGAGAAGGAAGUGAUUGAUGUGCCUGUUAUGGAUGAGGAGCAAAAGAGCAAGAAACGAAAGAAGAAGAAGAAGGACUCUGAAAAUGGUGAUGGUGCACAGCCCGAAAGUGAAGCUGUUGGGAAGAAGAGGAAACAAUCAGAGCCAGAAACUGAAGUGGGCAGUGCUAAUGCUGGCGAGAAGAAGAAAAAGAAGAGGAAACAUGUGGAGGAAGGUGAGGAGACUCUCAAGAAGAAAGAGCAGAAGAAGAAGAAAAACAAAGAGUGAACAUGCCAUGUGUGUAAUGUUAAUGGGAAAUUGGUCCUGACAAUUUUGUUGCUCGAGUGAACGAGUGAAGUUAUGAAUGUAGUGGUACGUUAGGCCUUUCUGUUAUGUGGAUUGCAAUCUGAUAAUGUUGACUUUUAAGUUGAAGUGGUUUCUCGUUUGUUUUGGGUGGGGGCUAAGUGUUGAUAUGCUGAAACAAAUAUUGUUUCAAUCAACUAGUUAUUUCAGUGUUCAGUGUCUUGUUUUAAUCCAAUUAGGGUUUGUUUGUUUGGUAUGAUUGGGAUUCGGCUAAAUUUUAGUAUGUAGUGGAUGGAUUGUAUUGUACGGAUGAAUUUUAAUUCAUAUUUGUUAGAUGUUUGUUAACCAUGACAAAACUAGGAUAUGGAAUCGCCAUUGUUUUUUCAUGCAGACUAAAAAUUC